Molecule: messenger RNA, 321 nt
Organism: Pelobates cultripes (western spadefoot toad)
Lineage: Eukaryota; Metazoa; Chordata; Amphibia; Anura; Pelobatidae
Source: the annotation of a GenBank genome assembly
AUGUUAUUACCCUCUGUGCCAGGCUGUCAGAUCUGUCUCAUACACUGCGCCAGGCUGUCAGAUCUGUUAUUACCCUCUGCCAGGCUGUCAGAUCUGUCUCAUACAAUGCGCCAGGCUGUCAGAUCUGUCUUAUACACUGCGCCAGGCUGUCAGAUAUGUUAUAAUACACUGCGCCAGGCUGUCAGAUCUGUUAUUACCCUCUGCCAGGCUGUCAGAUAUGUUAUUACCCUCUGCGCCAGGCUGUCAGACCUGUCUUAUACACUGCGCCAGGCUUUCCGAUCUGUUGUUACCCUCUGUGCCAGGCUGUCAGAUAAGUUAUAA